GUGAUCAGCUAGACAAGCAAAAAGACUUCUGAUCCAGCCAGGGCACAGAGCAGCGCAGACAGCAGUGAGGCACGGAAACUCCUGCAUUCUGAAAUUCAAUCCCUAUCCCUACCCCUGGGAAAAGCCUCUCAGCUAAUGACAUCGUUCGCUUGGACGCAUGUAAUACUAGGUACUCCCUUGAAAGAUAAACUUAAAUCUCUGACUAAUCACUGCAGUCACACAGAACAGAAGACUAUUGUUAAGGUGAGAGUUGCAAACUUCUGGGGAGAAAAAAAGUUUUCCAAAUGGAGUUCUCUGAGGAAGAUGACUAUGAGGACAUCUUUAAUGAGAGUGACUUUUUCAACUACAGUUAUUCUGACUACCCCACCGUCUGUGAUAAAGAGGAGGUCCGCACCUUCGGUAAGGUCUUUCUACCCAUAAUCUAUGCCCUGGCUUUGAUAAUCGGUCUCGCAGGGAACUCCCUGGUUGUGGCCAUUUACAUCUACUACAAGAAACUGAAGACCAUGACCGAUGUGUACAUCUUCAACCUAGCCAUAGCUGACCUCCUUCUCCUAUUCACUCUUCCCUUCUGGGCUGCUGACGCGGUUCAUGGCUGGAAGCUGGGAGAAACUAUGUGCAAGAUAACCUCCAUGCUAUAUGUCAUGAACUUCAGCUGUGGCAUGUUCUUUCUAGCGUGUAUCAGUGUAGACCGUUACCUGGCCAUAAAAACGGGCAGAAUCAAGACGAAUCACUGCCUGUUCAUCUGCUUCUUGGUUUGGGCAACUUCAUUCAUCUUGGGGAUCCCUGAAUUAAUCUUCUCCACUGUUAAGAUGCCCCAGAGCAGGAAAAUCUGCAUAUCUGUUUAUCCCUCCAGCAUGGCCCGACCGGCCAAGGCCACACUCGAAAUCCUAGAGGUCCUGCUCAGCUUUGUUAUUCCUUUCUUAAUCAUGCUAUUCUGCUACUCAAAAGUGUCCCAGGCUCUGUGGAAGACUGCAAAUGUGAAGAAGUGGAAAGCCUUCAAGGUGCUGAUGGUCGUUGUGGGUGUGUUCAUCGUCACCCAGCUCCCUUUCAACAUCAUCAAGUUCUGUCGGGCAAUGGACAUCAUUUACAUACUCAUCACCCAGUGCGAGGACAGCAAGAGACUGGACAUGGCUACACAGAUCACAGAGAGCAUGGCCCUGUUACACAGCUGCGUGAACCCCAUUAUCUAUGCCUUUGUGGGGGCCUCCUUCAAGCAUCACAUCGCAAGGAUGUUCAAGAGUUUCAGCUAUCGCCAGAGACGAAGAAAAGAACCCGAAAACGAAAUCUCGCUGAAUUCCGAAACAGGUUCCCAGAUCACCAGCAGUUUUACAAUAUAGACUCGGCUUACUGAAAGGCAUUGCAUGAUACAAAAUACAGAUGAAAGCAUGAGUGGUAUAUACUGUAAUAUAACUGAUUACAGAUUUACGUUGCUUUAAAUAUAGACCCAUAUUUAUCACAUUUGAAGUUACAAGUUGUAUGUAUAAACUGUAUCACUUUUAUACUUCAUGCAUGUAUGCAAUGUCAAGUUGUUUAGCUACUGCAUAUCAAUUAAUAGCCUGCAUAUAAAUUAAAAUAAGGGACUCAGAAAACCUUCUUUAA
Molecule: messenger RNA, 1599 nt
Organism: Lepisosteus oculatus (spotted gar)
Lineage: Eukaryota; Metazoa; Chordata; Actinopteri; Semionotiformes; Lepisosteidae
Source: RefSeq, a predicted model, not a curated record